GCGUAAUCCACAUCACGACUGAGGAUAGCCGCCGCAUUGUUCGUAAAGUAGUUAUCAAGCUAAUGUAAAUUUAGUUGCAAGCACGAGUUAAUUAGGUGUGUCAACUGUGUAAUAAACUCUGCCAUUAUCGAACCCGCAUCGUGUCGCAAAUUAUUAUUUUGUAAGCUCGGUAGUUGAGCGGGCCAACCGUUGCGGGAUAACAACGAUAAUUCGGGGCGUUGGUAUGUCGUAGAAGCUAAAUUAUUAAUUGACAACAGUUUUAAUCUCUCAGAAAGUAAAUGUCAAACAGUCUUUGCGUAAUUCAAAGAUCAAUAAUUGCUGCAAUUGCAUUAUUGAUAAUGAAAUAAUUGCAUGGCGAACGUGUCGGUCCCUUCAUGCUAUUCGAAAUCGCACGCCAAUUUGCGUAUCGAAUCGUUCACCUACUACGACUAGUAGCACCGCUGUUCCCGGCAACGGUUACUCAUGGAAUUAAAUUCCAGAAUCUAAACAGACAGGAAAGGCGAUAUGGAGACGGUAUUAUUAUAUUAAGCCCUUUAAUUUAUUAAAUUAUUAAAUUGGUCGCUUGUUGUAUCAAUUCGAAAAAUGGCCGACGAAUUUCCGGACACUGACGACGAGUUUGAGGAGGUUAUUCCUAACGAAGACUACGAAGUUCUAAGGGAGAUCGAAGAAAAAAGUUGUCGGAAGAAAUUAAACUUCUCUAAGAAUGAUGAAACUAUUGCACCUAAGCAAUCGUUGAAAGGUGUAGAGGUAACGUCAAUUACCCCUGGACAAACACAAGUCUCAGAUAAACCUGAAACGAAUGGAAGAGAUGACCCCAGUAAAAAUAAUGCCAAUAAACGAACAAUUGAUGAUUUAUUUGGAGACAUUGCCGACAUCCUUGGGGAUGAAGAUACGCGAGACAGUUUUAUGGAUGCAUUUGAAGAUGCACCAAAAGCUAAGAAACUGUGUUGGGAUCUAGAAGAUGGGAUCAUUGAGAAAAUUGUUGAUAGUAGACCUCGACCUAUCGAGAAAUGGAAACUAAAUCAAGAAAUGGAUAACGAUUCCGUUACCCAGAACUACACUAAACAGGAUUCCAUAUCUCUGAGGGUUCCCAAAUGGAAUUUUGUCGCUAUUACUCGAUGCAGUGACAGCCAACGAUUAUACAUAAAAGUUAAGAGUGAUAACAAAGUUACUGUGGCCAAAAGUCGACCAGCGUCUGGCCUCUUAUCUACCUCUUUCAGUAAGCUGAAGACAGAAGCUGAAGAAAUUUUGGUGAACCAUGCCGAAAGGCUGAGCAAAGAAUCUGAAAAGUGUGAGGUGAUUCCAGCUGCCUUCGGUAGCCAAUUAUGGGUCGACAAAUUCCGUCCUCGUAAAUACGGGGAACUAUUGUCUAACGAAAAAGUGAAUAAGAGUUUUCUCUCCUGGUUAAAAUUAUGGGACAAAAUUGUAUUUCAUCGAGACCCCGUUCCGCAAAAGAUUCCGAAAAUUUCAACGAAGUUUGGUGAAAAAAAAUACAUCAAAAAUACGAUCCAGGGGUUGGACGAUCACGGGUUUCCUAUUCCCAGAAUUGUACUAUUGAGUGGACCUCCUGGAUUGGGGAAAACUACCCUGGCACAUUUAGCAGCAGACCACGCCGGGUAUAAUGUAGUCGAAAUAAAUGCGAGCUCUGAAAGAGGCACCACGGAAUUCAAAGCGGCACUUCUUGCCUCGACUCAAAUGCAGUCCGUGAUUGGGAAAAAUCCUAAACCAAAUUGCCUGAUUAUGGAUGAAGUGGAUGGCGCCCCAGCAGCGUCCAUAGACAUUCUUCUGAAAUUCAUUCAUGGAAAACUUACCGAAUCUGAUGAUCCAGCAAUAAAAAAAAAAAAUCGAACCAAGAAAGAAUCGCGUGGUUGUCGAAGGCCAGUCAUCUGCAUCUGUAACGACGCCUAUGCUCCAUCUUUGAGAGCACUGAGGUCAAUGGCGCUCGUGAUUCCAGUUCCCGGAGUCAAUGCUGGAAAAUUAGCUGCUCGUUUGAUGGAAAUCUUACAACGACAAGGGCUUGACGCUGAUAUCAGCGCCCUUGUAAGCUUGGCCGAACAGUCUGGGUGUGACGUGAGGGCUUGUCUCGGAGCACUGCAGUAUACCGGUGGUUUCAAGGUAGGUCAAAAGUUGACCAUUGCUCCAAAAGAUAUGAAGCAAGGGAUUUUCGACUGCUGGAGAGAAAUUUUACAAAUACCUAGAGGCCAGACCGUCCUGUUGUCCACCAGCGAAAGGGUCAAAAGAGUGCUUCGAGUGGUCAGCGGUGGGAACACGGAGCUUUUGGUCCGAGGUGUAUUUCAUAAUUAUCCAGAGAUCGCCUUCCGAGAUGAUCAAAUGGAAACUGUUGCCAGAUCCUUGAGCUGGUUUCAAUUGUACGACGAGCUUAGCACAGUUGUGAUGUCCCAACAGGCCUGGAAUUUGAUGCCCUAUACCAACUACGCGUUCGUUGAUUGGCAUCUUGAUUUCGCUGGCGUUCAGAAUCCGAAACUCACCUUCCCCACCGCUACGAGUGAGGUCAACCAAAAACUGACGUACAACAACGCCAUUUUGGAGACUGUUCGUCAGACUUAUACCGUUGAUAGGUAUGCGCUGAUUUUUGAUCUAGCUCCGCUACUAAUGGAUCUUCUCACGCCUUCCCUGAGGUCUGUUUCUCAAUAUCUCUAUUCUUCUAUCGAAAAAGCGGACCUACAGAGACUCGUGGAAGUACUUUUGGAUCUGGGACUCAAUUUCGUUCAAGAUAAAUCACCGGACGGUGGUUACGUCUGGAAUCUCGAGCCGAACCUCAACGAAAUUGGAAUUUUUCCAGAGAGUAGAGCGCGGAGGGACCUCACGUACGCCGUGAAGCAAAUCGUCGCCAAAGAACUCGAGGUUGCACGUCUGAAAAAAUUCGAAGUAGUAACCACCGGGAAGUCCGCAGAUCCGAAGAAAGUUGAAAAUAAAAAACAACCGGCUCCGGUAGUCCCCGUAAAUUUACCCAAACCACCCGAAACCCCAAAAGAUGGGAGCUCGCAAAAGCUUCCCAAUCAUCUAGUGAAAUUACAACCGAUCGCGAGCCAUCCGGUAGCGCAGAAGGAACAGCCCUACCGCGAUUUCUUCGGUCGUACAGUGGUCAAACCUACGCAGAAUAAGAACGAAAAUAUUUCGCUGCGCAAGAAGAUCGUUCUGUCCCCCCGUACUGAGAGAGCUUUGUUCGGAGGCGACGUCUGGUACGAAUACAACGCAGGUUUGAGCCAAGCUGUCAGACGUGACGUCCGCAUGCGAGAACUGCUAUAAUUCUGCACUUCCCACAGGAAGCGAAAAUUAUCCUUACGCCAUACGUAAGGUGGUAACGAUUAUUUUUUUUAACCAUUUUUCAUCCAUUUUUUCACAAAUUGAUAUUCGUAUUUAUGCAUAUUUUUCUUAAGAGUUCUUUUUUAACCCUAUUUUAAAGAUAAUUUUUAAUUUGUAUAUUUGCCAAAAAUUGUAUAUUCUCUGCCCAAUGGACUUGUCCGAAGUGAGAAGAGAAGCCAAGGAAACGCUGCACCGCUCCGGAUUGUCGGACGGUCGUUAAUUCAUGUACAUAUAAUUAAAGGACAAGGAAACGAAAAAAAAAAAAAA
Molecule: messenger RNA, 3594 nt
Organism: Athalia rosae (coleseed sawfly)
Lineage: Eukaryota; Metazoa; Arthropoda; Insecta; Hymenoptera; Athaliidae
Gene: cutlet
Product: chromosome transmission fidelity protein 18 homolog
Exons: 11
Coding region: 583-3270 (895 amino acids)
Molecular function (GO): ATP hydrolysis activity; ATP binding
Source: RefSeq, a predicted model, not a curated record